AUGCAUGUGAAUUUCAAAUAUGAGAACCAAGUGAAUAUUGUGCUAGCUUUAAUGACGAUUCACAAUUACAUUAGAAUGAGUGGUGGUGGUGGUGAUGAAACAUUUCAGAGAGCGCAAGAAGAAUCUUACAUUCUUCGUCGUGAUGUAGAGAUUGAAGGCGGUAAUGAAGCACAUGAAGAAGGAUCAAGUGCACAACGUAUUCAUGUCGAAAAAGAGGGGUUUUACUCUGUCGGGAUUUCUAAAUAUGCCACGCCACCGGCGCUACCAGAGCAACCAUCAAAACCCAACAUAGUUAUUAAGAAAUCAUCCCAAACAGUUAAUCUAUCCAGUUUAGAACUUAUCCAUAGACCAUAAUACACACUACACAAAAACCAAGUAUGACCCCUGUUUCAUCUAAGCAGUACACAGG
Molecule: messenger RNA, 409 nt
Organism: Lactuca virosa
Lineage: Eukaryota; Viridiplantae; Streptophyta; Magnoliopsida; Asterales; Asteraceae
Source: the annotation of a GenBank genome assembly